GCGCCCCUAUGUUUAGGCGCCGGCGGCGGCGGCGGGGCUCGAACUCCGGGCGCACCUCGCUCCGCGCGGCUGCCGGGGCCAUGAGCAGCUACCCGCGCUCCCGGCCGAUGGGCUUCAGCAGCCGCUCCCAGGGCUCGCUGCCCAGCCGCGGCUCCCCGUACCGGGCCGGCUCGGGCUUCCAGCCGGGGCUCCGCAGCUCCCCCAGCCUGAGCCGCCUCGGCCCCAGCGGCCUGUCCAGCUCCUUCCUGCUCGCCUCGCUGCCCAGCCUGGAGAUCGACCCGGCGCUGCACCAGAUCCGCAGCGAGGAGAAGGAGCAGAUCAAGGGGCUCAACAACCAGUUCGUCUCCUUCAUCGACAAGGUCCGUAACCUCGAGCAGCAGAACAAAGUGCUGGAGACGCAGCUGAAGCUGCUGAAGGACAAGGACCAGUACAAGUCCAAGCUGGGGCAGAUCAUGGCGCGCUCCAGCCAGUCCCUGAAGCAGCAGAUCGAGACGCUGAGCCAGGACAAAGGGAAGCUGCGGGCGGAGCUGGACCACAUGCAGGCGCUGGUGGAGGAGCUGAAGGGCAGGUACGAGGAUGAGAUCAACCGGCGGAACCAACUGGAGAACGAAUUCGUUGUGAUGAAGGAGGAUCUCGAUGACCUGUAUCUUCAGAAGGUGGAUAUCGAAUCGAAGCUGGAGAGUAUCACGGACGAAAUCAACUACCUCAAGCAGCUGUAUGAUGAGGAGAUCCGGGAGCUGCAGUCCCAGAUCCAGAACACCCAGGUGACGGUGGAGAUGGAUAACAGCCGGGAGCUGGAGAUGAAGCAGAUCGUAGACGAGGUGAAGGCCCAGUACCAGGCCAUGGCAGCCAAGAGCCGCGAGGAGGCCGAACAGUGGUACAAGCACAAGUUCGACGACAUGGCGACCCAGGCCCGGAAGCACAACGACGAGAUGAAAAGCAUCAAGGAUGAGAUGGCGGAGCUGAGCCGCUACGCCCAGAGGAUCAAUGCUGACAUCGAGGCCCUGAAGAACCAGCGAGCCCACCUGGAGAGUGCCAUCGUGCUCGCGGAGGAGCAGGGCGAGCAGGCCGUGCGCAGCGCCAAGGACACGGUGCACGAGCUGGAGGAGGCGCUGAAGGGGGCCAAGCAGGACAUGGCGCGCAAGGUGCGCGAGUACCAGCAGCUGAUGAAUAUCAAGCUGGCCCUGGACAUGGAGAUCGCCACCUACCGCAAGCUUCUGGAGGGCGAGGAGAACCGGAUGAUCAGCCAAGGCCCGAACCUGCAUUUCAGCACCAUGGACAAACUGAAGUUCUAAACCACCCCCAACCCCUUCCUGACUUGCUUACGCAGCUGGACUCCUGUCUCCCCGAGUGGCGCUCCCCUCCCCGGGCAGGGCUGCCACGCCGCCGGGGCCCGAGCCAGCCUCCUCACCCAAGAGGCCGAUCCUGAUCAAGACCAUCGAGACCAAGGAUGGGAAGGUGCUCUCGGAGUCCAGCCACUUCUCAGAAAACUAGCCCAGCCACGAAUCAGCGGAGCUGGAUUUAAACCUGUGUAAUGUCAUGACUGGAAGUGCUUGCGGCCCAAUUCUGCCCUGGGUUACAAUGAAGUCACUGAGGGCAGAAUUGGGCCAGGAGAUUGUAAGCUCCAUGGGCAGGGACCUGUUCUAAUGAUGCAUUUGCAAAGCAUUCUGCACCUCUACGGUGCUAGGGAACCCACAGAGCUGUCAGCGUUUGCCGGCAGGCUCCAGGGUUUUCUGACUAACACCUUGACCUCGUUAGCAGGGAAAACAAGAGUUAAAUGGGUGCUGGUUUGCUGAGCAGCUGGCUGUUAACCCACUUAAUAUAAGGGAGGUGGGAACAGUUGGGGGUGGGAAUUGGGACAGGCACGACUCUGUCCUAAUGAAUCUGACUUAGGAAGCAGACUAGUUCUGAGCUAAUAGUGCAGAUCCUAGGACGGGUUGGAUGUUUCCUUAUGAGAUUUUUAUCCUGCUGCAGCCAAGAGGGCAAAUUCUGCAACUGCCAGGGCUGGGCAAGCAGCAGCCCCUUACCCUUCAAAUAAGAAAUAACUCUGGGAUAGGCUGGCUUCUCUGGCGCUCAUUGGAAUAUGCAUUCCAUAUUAUUUCUGCAUUGAAACCUGGCUCAAGGGAUGGGCAAAAAUUGCUUGCAAGGUGCCAGAUGCUGCGGGGAAGAGAAGCUGAGCUGAACAGAGUAACUGAGGUGGCCUAGUAAAUAUGACACACAUUGUCCAGGAGGGCAUAUGCUAGAGCAGUGGCUCUCCAGCAGGGGUCUGGGGGGUCCUGGGGGGCCACGAGCAGGUUUGAGGGGGGGUUCCAAGCAGCACUGGCAUUAGACUUGCUGGGGCCAGAGGAGAAAGCUGAAACUGCGCCACCUGGGUCUGAAGCCUGGGGCCCUGAGUCCUGCCACCCAGCGCUGAAACCAAAGCCUGAGCAACUUAGCUACACGGGGCCCCCUGUAGCAUGGAGCAUCAGGCAAUUGCCCUGUUUGCUACCCCCUAACGCCGCCCCUGGCUUUUAUAUGCAGAAACCCAGCUGUUGUGCCACAGGGGGCCGUGGAGUUUUUAUAGCAUGUUGGGGGGGCUCAGAAAGAAAAAUGUCGAGAACCGCUGGGCUAGAGUAAUCUCUUCGGCUAGGUCUCCUGCAUGGGUUUUGUUGUUCAGGUCGUUGCUCUGUCACUAAUUUCGACAAAUCACUGCUUUUCUCUGUAUGUCAAUUCCCCAUGUGUCCCAGGGGUGUGGUGCGGGGAGGAGCUCGCUCACCCAGCUGAGUGGGGGGGGGGAAGGGGGUGUCACCGAAUAUCCCUGCCCCGGGGAGUUUACACUUUUUGUCAGGCACACCUGAUACUUUGCACACUUUAAUUUUCUCCAUGGAUCUCGACCAUCUCCCUGCUCAUGUGUGUCUGUGUAAUUUUGGCCCCCGGUGCUCCUGGCGGGCUCAGCUCCCUGGAAGGAAGGGGGCUAGUAAAGAGGCACUUGUAACCA
This is a messenger RNA of Chelonia mydas (Green sea turtle), 2977 nucleotides long. Its product is annotated as keratin, type II cytoskeletal 8. Gene Ontology annotation, cellular component: keratin filament. The transcript has 9 exons. Gene Ontology annotation, biological process: intermediate filament organization; keratinization. Gene Ontology annotation, molecular function: structural constituent of skin epidermis. Lineage: Eukaryota; Metazoa; Chordata; Testudines; Cheloniidae. The record is from RefSeq and is a predicted model, not a curated record. Bases 9 to 1295 code for a protein of 428 amino acids.